UAUCAGCGAACCAAACACAAGCAACAUUACUUAAUAGAUCCGAUGUUACUCCUUCUCCGAAUGGUAUAUCCACUGUGUCAGAUGAAUUAAAAAGAGUUGAGAAACAGAUGAGAACAGUGCAAGAGUCUUUAGACUUCAUGAGAAACAACUUUCAAGUUAAAUCACCCCAACCCAAGUCACCCAAUACUUCACCUACUAUACACAAAUCUGUGUCCUCGGAAAACACAUGGGGAGGCCUGUUAUCAUCGGAGCACUUCAUUGAGCUUCCACCACAGCUUGGUCCAAUCUCACCCAGCGAUUCUCUACACACAGCUAGUAUAACAAGCGCACACCAAAUUGCAGCAGCGCCGAAAAUCAACCAGAUUAGCCCUGGAAUAUGGAAAGAGACAUUUAAACAACAAGAGCCAUCAUUUUCGCAUGAUACAUCACUUGAUAGCAUUAAGGAGUUGCUCCAAAGAAGUUCCUACAUCCCAGUUAGGCAACCACUGCCUCGGGACCAAACCAAAGUAGAUGAAGUCUCACUAGAAUCAAUUGACAGAAUAAAACUAAAUGAUGAUAUUUCGACACACGCAUCUAAUUCAACAACAACAAGAAACUCUGCUUUUUCAGCAUUAAAAGAUUUCCCUUUUCAACAAAACAAAAAUCUGGAUUCAAUUUCAAUCAAAACCAAAAGUGAUUCAUCUAAAAGUGUUGCCAGUGUAAAAGGUAACCCCUUAGAUGCUAACCAGCCGAAUGACGAUGGAUCUUUUAUUGGUUCAUUUGUUGAAAUGCGUCCUACAAUGGAUGGAAGCUCGAAUGAAAAUUAUUUUGGUCAGUUGUCUUUCACUAAAUCAGUGAUUGACAGUAGUUUAGAUGACACCAAGGUCUCCAGUGCUUUCCAUACACUUAAUGUACAUGAGGAUGGCUCAAAUACUUCAGAUACUUUUCACACUCUACAGGGAGAUAUUAACGAUGAACUAAACUCGACGCUCAUCGACGAACACUCACUAGAGGGCCUCGACGAGUCGCAACAUAAAAAUACAACAUCCGUGACUCCAAUUAAAGGCAUUGACAUUACCCACCAUAGUAUUUCAGAACAUAGUUUGUCGACCAGCAGCUCCACGCAGUCAAUCAACAUUAUGAACUCAGAGUUUAUAUCGAAACUUCUAGAAGAAGUUCGCCUCGCUGGAGUAUCUUCAAGAUCUUCUUUUUCUGAGGAUUCGGAGAGUGACACUUUCAAAGAGCCGUCAAUCGUUGAGGCAAUUAAUGUUACGACUCCUACAGAAGACAGAAGCCAAUAUGAUAAAGGAAAAGAGGAAAAUAUCGACGGCACUUUCAAAGAGCCAUCGUUUAUGCAGGUUCAAACACUCGGGGGCGAUAGUGAGACUUUCCGGUCGUUUCUAAGCGACUCCAGCAGUGACAAAGUAGACUCAAAGCAGCAGAAUAAGACGAUCUUCGAUGAGAGUCUGACAAAUGUUCCAGGAAUACUGGAUGAACAUGAGCUAACCCUUCUAGAAACUUCUUUAUCAGAAUCCGAGACAAGUUUUGGCGAGUUUAGUCGCGUUAAUAUCGUGACAUCGGAGAGUGGGAGUUUGCUGGAACUUCCCGAAGUUGUCUCAUCUGAUGAUUCGACCACUGUGGCACAGAGUGUGAACAUACAAAGCAUGUCUUCAGAUAAUGGUACACCAAGAAAAUGAUGGAAAAGUUUUGAAGAUGUUGGAACAACUUUAUAUAUUCUAUUAUUAAUUUUGUGUAGAGUUUUAUAUUUCGGUGUGUAGAAGCUAUUUUAUUUGUUUGCAUGUACACUAGGGCUAGAAAAUACAAUUAAUUCCCUUGUA
Messenger RNA from Ciona intestinalis (vase tunicate), 1817 nucleotides. NCBI's taxonomy places the organism in Eukaryota, Metazoa, Chordata, Ascidiacea, Phlebobranchia, Cionidae. The record is from RefSeq and is a predicted model, not a curated record.